This is a messenger RNA of Lodderomyces jiufengensis, 2046 nucleotides long. RefSeq names its product tRNA modification protein (gene MTO1). The coding region runs from base 1 to 2046 and encodes 681 amino acids. The transcript has a single exon. Lineage: Eukaryota; Fungi; Ascomycota; Pichiomycetes; Serinales; Debaryomycetaceae. Gene Ontology annotation, molecular function: flavin adenine dinucleotide binding. Gene Ontology annotation, cellular component: cytosol. The record is from RefSeq and is a predicted model, not a curated record. Gene Ontology annotation, biological process: tRNA methylation; tRNA wobble uridine modification.
AUGUUGUCGAAAAGAAUACUACGGAAUAAAAUAAGAUCUCUGUUUAUCCAGCAAAACAGAUCAAUAGUGAUAAAUAAUGAUCUACGAAUAAAGCUCGCGGAAUCUUCAUUACAUCCUGUUGUAAUAAUUGGUGGUGGGCAUGCUGGAUGUGAAGCAGCUACAGGUUCAGCAAGAUCAGGAACUACUACAACAUUAAUUACACCAGAAAUAAGUAAAAUAGGGACAGCUUCUUGUAAUCCAUCAAUGGGAGGUGUUGGAAAAGGAACUUUAUUGAGAGAAGUAGAUGCAUUAGAUGGUGUAAGUUCCAGAAUAACCGAUAAAGCUGGUAUACAUUUCAGAAUAUUAAAUGCGUCAAAAGGACCUGCAGUGCAUGGUCCAAGAGCUCAAAUCGACAGAAAAAUUUAUUUGAAUGAAAUGCAAAACGAGAUUUGCAAUUACCAAAAUUUAUCAAUAAUUGAAGCCCAGGUUAAGGAUAUAAUUAUAGAACCAACUCAGUCUGAAGAUCAAAGUGGGAGAAAGUUUGGUAAAGUCAAAGGUAUAAUACUAGAAGAUGGAAGAGUACUAAGAUGUGACAAAAUUGUGGUCACAACAGGUACAUUUUUAGGUGGAGAAAUACAUAUAGGAUUAAAAGCAUUUCCUUCAGGUAGAAUGGGAGAAAAAGCAACUUUUGGAUUAUCAAAAACUUUCAAAGAAGCUGGGUUCAGAUUAGGUAGAUUAAAAACAGGAACACCUGCAAGAUUAUCAGCAAAAACAAUUGAUUUUUCAAAUAUGAUUGAACAACCAUCAGAUUUCCCACCACAACCAAUGUCAUAUAUGAAUGAUAAAGUCGAACUUGAAAAUCAACUUGUGAAAUGUUAUCAAACUCAAACCACUCCAGAAUUUCAUAAAAUGAUUGCUGAAAAUCUUGAUAAAUCUAUACAUAUAAGAGAAACAGUUAAAGGUCCAAGAUAUUGUCCCAGUAUUGAAUCAAAAGUCAUAAAAUUUCCUCAAAAACAAUUUCAUACUGUUUGGUUAGAGCCAGAAGGAUUAGAUACAGACUUGAUCUAUCCAAAUGGUAUAUCAUGUACUAUGCCAGAAGAGAUACAAGAGAAACUAGUUAAAUUAAUGCCAGGAUGUGAAAAUGUAAAAAUGGAGCAACCUGGUUAUGGAGUAGAAUACGAUUACGUUGAUCCAAGAGAGUUGAAAAAUACUUUAGAAACUAAGUUAGUGGAUGGAUUAUAUUUAGCUGGUCAAAUAAACGGUACUACUGGGUAUGAAGAAGCUGCCUCACAAGGUUGUAUAGCUGGAAUCAACGCAGGACUUUCUUACUUGCAAAAGCCGUUGUUAGAGUUGAAAAGAUCGGACGGUUAUGUUGGUGUUUUAAUUGACGAUCUUAUUACCAAAGGAGUUGAAGAACCUUACAGAAUGUUCACAUCUAGAUCCGAAUUUAGAGUCUCCAUCAGAUCAGAUAAUGCAGAUAUCAGACUUACGGAAUUAGGUUACAAUUUGGGAGUUGUCGGUGAUCAAAGAUACAAUCACUUUUCUAAAGAACUUCAGCAAUUUGAAAAUAUAAAGAGCCACUUGAAAAACUUAAGGUUAUCAGGAAGAACUUGGUCACCAGCUUUAUCAGGUGCAGCAACAGAUUUGAGGUCAAAUAAUCAUGUAGAUGGAUGGAAAUUGUUAUCAUACAAAGGAGUUUCGAUUAACGAUAUGUUACCACACAUGAGCAAAUUUGUCGAGAAAGUACCAGAUUUCUACAACAACUUAACAAGCAGAUUAUGUAAUCGUAUUGAUGUUGAAAGUGAUUAUGAACCGUUUAUGUUUAAGGAAAAAACCCAUUUAAACGCAUACGAAGCUGAUGAAAAUUUAGUACUUCCUACAAAUUUCAAUUACACUAAUGAAGGUAACUUGAAAAUAUCUUAUGAAGCUUGUUCAAUUUUGAAUACUAUACAACCAAAAACCAUUGGUCAAGCUCGUAGAAUACAAGGUAUUACUCCAACUGCUAUUUUCGAAUUAUUAAAAUUGGUAAGAAAUCAAAGACAGUUAUCAGCAGCCAGUAUUUCCUAA